Messenger RNA from Choloepus didactylus (southern two-toed sloth), 4161 nucleotides. RefSeq names its product zinc finger protein 280C-like. Gene Ontology annotation, biological process: regulation of DNA-templated transcription. NCBI's taxonomy places the organism in Eukaryota, Metazoa, Chordata, Mammalia, Pilosa, Megalonychidae. The transcript has 20 exons. Bases 196 to 2622 code for a protein of 808 amino acids. Gene Ontology annotation, molecular function: DNA-binding transcription factor activity, RNA polymerase II-specific; RNA polymerase II cis-regulatory region sequence-specific DNA binding. The record is from RefSeq and is a predicted model, not a curated record.
AGCCGCCGUGAGCGUAGUUGUUUCUGUGAUCGCCGCCUUACGUUUUCGCGCUCCUCCCUUUCCUCCUCCUCUUUCUCCUCCUCCUCUGGUUCCCAGUCAGGCCGAUCUGCUCUGCUGACGGGGGAAAACUGAGACCUAACUUGCUACCUUGUGGUCCCAUGGUGACAAUUUAAAGAAAGUCAUCUCUGCAACUUGAUGGAUGACGAUAACCUUCAACCAAAGAGUAAUUUUAAAAUGGCAGAACUCUUUAUGGAAUGUGAAGAAGAAGAGCUGGAACCAUGGCAGAAGAAAGCAGAAGAAAUUGAAGAUGAAGAUGAUGAUGAGCUGAUCUUUGUUGGAGAGAUAUCAAGUUCAAAACCAGCCAUUUCAAAUAUCUUAAACAGAGGUAACUCCAGCUCAUCUUCAAAGGGAAUAAAGAAUGAGACACUCAGUCAAGGUGCUCCUGAUACAUCCAAGCCUACAAGUCAACAACCCACGAACUCAACAUCAAAUCCAGUGGCUGCCUCACCUAGAUUUCAUCAUGACUCUAAAUCUUCACAUAGUACCAUUAUUGUUCAGAGCCUGUCUAAACCUGAUUAUACAAAAAAUUCAUCACACAUGGAAUCAGAUGAUUCUUCAGACUUACUGUUUGACUUGACCCAGGAAACACCAUUAUCACAGUCCCAAGAGGCACCAGCAGUUACUAUGGAAGAUAUGGAUCAAAGUUCAUCUGCAUUAAAACGUCCUUCUACUUCUGAAGCAAACAGUGUUAAUCCAAAAAAGCCAAAGACUUUAGUUAAAUCUUCAGUGUCAUUUCUCAAGGAUGUUCAAACAAAAGGUACAAAUACCUCAUCAACUCAAUGUAAAACUGAACCAACUUGUCUAAGAGCUUGUCCAAAGUGCAAUGUUAAGUUCCAUCUUUUGGAUCCUUUGAAAUAUCACAUGAAGCAUUGUUGUCCAGAAAUGAUAAAUAACUUCCUGGAAAUGAUUAAAACAGAAGUUUCAAAUACUGAAAAUCAAAAUACUGGUGCAGAGAAAGGAAAGUUGAUCAUGUUGGUUAGUGACUUUUAUUAUGGAAGACAUGAAGGAAAUGUCGAGGAAGAACAGAAGACUUACACAACCUUUAAAUGCUUCAGUUGCUUGAAAGUUCUUAAAAAUAAUAUUAGGUUUAUGAACCACAUGAAACACCAUUUGGAACUUGAGAAGCAGAACAGUGAGAGCUGGGAAAACCAUACCACCUGCCAGCACUGCUACCGUCAGUAUCCCACACCAUUCCAAUUGCAGUGUCACAUUGAAAGUACGCACACACCCCAUGAAUUUUCUACCAUUUGUAAAAUCUGUGAAUUAUCAUUUGAAUCAGAACAUAUUCUUUUACAACAUAUGAAGGACACUCAUAAACCCGGUGAAAUGCCAUAUAUUUGCCAGGUUUGCCAGUAUAGAUCAUCAUCAUUUUCUGAUGUGGAAACUCAUUUUAGAGCAUCCCACGAAAACACUAAGAACUUGUUAUGUCCAUUUUGCCUCAAAGUUAGCAAAAUGGCAACACCUUACAUGAAUCAUUACAUGAAGCAUCAGAAAAAAGGAAUACAUCGUUGUUCAAAAUGCAGAUUACAAUUUUUGACAUGCAAGGAGAAAAUAGAGCACAAGAUACAGCAUCGGACAUUUAUAAAGCCUAAAGCACUAGAGGGAUUGCCUCCUGGAACAAAAGUUACUAUUCGAGCUUCAAUUGGACCUCUUCAAUCAAAAUCAUCAACUACACCUUCCAGUAGUACUCCAAGCACUUCCACCCUUCAGGUUUCACCUCCAAAGUCUAAGAAUAACACUGCUAAAAAUUCCACAAAAUCUAAUGCAAGCAAAUCUAAGACAAAUAAACCUCAUGCAGUUACAUCCACUGCUGGUAAAUCUCAUGCAAGUAAACCUCAUUUAACCACAUCCACUGCUGGUAAACCUCAUGCAACUCCAUCCACUGCUGGUAAACCUCAUGCAAACAAACCUCAUGCAACUACAUCCACUGCUGGUAAACGUCAUGCAACUACAUCCACUGCCAAUAAACCUCAUGCAAAUAAACAUCAUGCAACUACAUCCACUGCAAGUAAACGUCAUGCAACUACAUCCAUUGCAAGUAAACGUCAUGCAACUACAUCCAUUGCAAGUAAACCUAAUGCAAAUAAGUCAAAUGCAAGUAGAUCUAAAUACAAAUCAAAAACCUGUUACAAGCAAAAGAAACAGCGCAACCGAAAAGAUCAAAUCAGUACCGCUUUAAAGAACUUAAGGUAUUGUCGGGGAAUUCACAAGUGCAUUGAGUGUCGUUCCAAAAUAAAAGAUUUUGCAAGCCACUUUUCUACAUUUGUCCGCUGUAAUUUUUGCAAAUACAACUCGAACUGUAGCAAAGCCUUUGUAAAUCAUUUGAUGAGCUCUCAUAGCAACCAUCCAAGUAAACGGUUUUGUAUUUUUAAGAAGCAUUCAGGAAGUCUCAGGGGCAUGACUCUAGUUUGCCUUAAGUGUGAUUUCCUAACUAAUUCUUCUGGCUUAGAUCAGAUGGCUAAACACUUAAGUCAACGUAAAACUCAUACUUGCCAAAUUAUAACAGAGAAUGUUUCUGAUAGUACCUCAUCUGAAUCCACUUCUGACUGCUUGUUGAAAUAGAUUCCUGCUCUAUGGAGCUCGUGCAACCUGGUGCAAGACAAGUUGGAAUUUCCUAAGUUCAAAGUUCUGAAGUGUUUCCUUACACGAAGGCAAUUAAACAGCCAAGACCAUGACACUAGCGCUCAUUAUUCAGCUCAUUUCAGCUUUCAGAUGGCACUAGAUUCUUAUUCCACCUUAUCUUUGUGUCAGGUUAACAUAUCUUAACAUUUGUUUUUUUUCUCCAGUUGGCUCUCCAAAAAUAACUUUUGUUGCUAUGGUCUUUUCUUUGCUUAAAAUAAUUUGUGUUUUUUUCUGCUAUACUUGCCUUCAGAAUAUUACAUUCCAAACAAUAUGGCUGUUCAUCUUUUUUUGUCUGUUUUAUCUGCUUUCUUAGUGAAUUUCUUGUCUUACAUUUUAGGUCAGAUAGCUGUUGUUUUCCUCAUUCCCUGUCUGUCAUUGUUCUAUUUUUCGUAUUUUUCAGGUGCAGAAGCAACACAGAAAUUUCAAAAAAUGUCCAGGGUACUCCUGGAAAGUGUCCCCCUUCAGUGGACACAAGUGAUGCCUGUUCUCUCUUUCCAAGGAAUGUGAAUAAUUUGACUGUGAGACCUCCUCUAAGGUGUGGCCUCAAGAAAUCAGAUCUUGGGGAGAGUCCCUCCCUACAUGACUGGCCUCCCAUAAUGCUGAUGCUGAUUUGGCCAGAGAUGACCUCAAGGCCCACCAAAUUGAGCACAACUUCCCACUGGGGGCUUUGGUUUUUUAUCUUAAGUUUAAUGGUCAAUUCUGACCAAGAAAGCCCAUCAGAUCAAUACUUUAACAUCUGAGUUGCAGUUUAAUCACUUUGGCUGUUGCCCUUUAACUUUCCUCUAGCAUGCAUGCAGUCCAAGGAAUAUAAAAGCUCUGGUUGUGUAGGGAACCAAGGUUACGUCCAUGUUCUUGAAACAAGUUUCUAAAAAUUCAGUUCCAAAGUCAUAGUUAUUUGUACUGUCAUUUAAACUUUUAUCCAGUAUUAACCCUAGGAAUUUUCAGCAAUACUAGUAUUCAGAUUUUUUUUUUAAUUUAAUUUAAUUUUGGUAGUUUGGUUUUGUUAUUCUUCUCCAGAUUUAUUGAUGUCCAUUUUGUUAUGUCUAUUUUAUACAUUUUUCUUUAAAAACUUUUGUUUUGUUUUGUUUUGUUAAAAACUCUGGGUCCUUACAAUCCUCUACAGAUUUCAUGUAGCUUCCUAUUGGUAGCUUCUUAAUUUGGCAAUCAUUCAGACCGUUAGACAUUUUUACAUCCUCCAUCUGUCUUGGGACUAUCAUCAUUAACAUUAUCUUAAUGAUUGUAAGUUCAAAGUUAUAAAGAAUUAGCAAAAAAAAACUUCUGCAGACCUUAAAACAAGUUUUAAAGUUAUGUCUCUGUACAUCUGAUACAUAAUAUCUUCUUAGCCAUUAUUUGGAUAAAGAUAAUAUAUUCAAAAAUAUUGGGACCAAAAAUGCACUUGUUUCUUGCCCAUAUGUAUAGAUGUAUAUUUUUUUUAAUUUGGUGUUUGUUUAUUUUGGUUACAUUGAAUAUAGAUUUGCU